Molecule: messenger RNA, 3030 nt
Organism: Megalobrama amblycephala (Wuchang bream)
Lineage: Eukaryota; Metazoa; Chordata; Actinopteri; Cypriniformes; Xenocyprididae
Product: cytochrome P450 2B1-like
Exons: 9
Coding region: 917-2416 (499 amino acids)
Biological process (GO): xenobiotic metabolic process
Cellular component (GO): intracellular membrane-bounded organelle; cytoplasm
Molecular function (GO): iron ion binding; heme binding; oxidoreductase activity, acting on paired donors, with incorporation or reduction of molecular oxygen, reduced flavin or flavoprotein as one donor, and incorporation of one atom of oxygen
Source: RefSeq, a predicted model, not a curated record
ACGGAAACUUAUGACAAAAUUAAUCUAAAACGACACUAUAAGAAUUCAAUUUAGCUAGGCCUAGUCAUUUACAUGAUGUAAGUGAGAAGCAGUUUACACCAGGAGUUCUCUGGACGAUUAUCAAAACCAAGCUCGCUUCUCAAUAACUUUUUUUUCCUACAAAUAUUUUGGGAUAAGUAGGCUACUUUCACGUCUGCUUAAACAUAACAUGCUUGAUAUCAACAAAAAGUGGAAGUUGUUGCAUGAGGUUGCAUCAGAUGAUGUUUGAUAAAUAUAACUGAAUGAUUACUAUAUUGAUCAAUCAUGUAUUUAUUACAUGUGUUCCAAGGUAUUUUAAGGAAUAGCCUACCAAGGUACCGCCAAACAUAAGAUCCACCAAAUGUGUAAAUAAGGUAUUGCUUGUGGUUGCAUCGUUCAUUUGUGCUUCACCUUUGUCCCUGUUUUUCUAACCUUUACACACCUCUUGCGUCAUGUCAUUAAUGAGGAACAAUAUUUUUUCUGAUUAGAUCUCAAUCUGACCCCCAAAAAUAGAUAAUUUUAAAUAAUUUGAAUAUUUGAUUAUUCCAGUAUCCCCUUACUCUUCAAUUAUUCACUCACUAGGUCGCAAACCAGUCUGAUCUUAGCCAGAGUUACAGAAUCCCAAUGAUUUUUUUGCCACCAGUUUCUCUUAAAUAACAAGGCGAAAACAAAAGAGCUGUAAAUCUUUAAUAUCCAAAUACUUUGGAAUUUUGUUAAUGUGCCCCAAAGGUAAUAUUAACACAGCUGAGAGGGUUAACAGCAUGCCAAACUCUCCGUCUGUCUCCUCCCUCUUCCGCUUUUGCUUUUAUAAAGCCCACAGUUGUCCGCUGCUCUUGUGUUUGUCCUUAAUUUUUGUAUCUGUUCACAUUUUGUGUAUUUGUCCCCGGACUCUGUCAUCAUGUGGACGACUCUCAUGAAGUUAGACCUGGCCUCUGUAAGUCUGGCUCUGUUUUUGGGCUUGAUCUUUCUGUUUCUGUUCGAGAUCAUCAGGAUUAAUUCCUAUAGAAGUCAAACUCCUCCUGGUCCCAGACCUUUGCCUUUUGUGGGAUCGUUACCACAAUUUUUGAAGAACCCAAUGGAGUUUGUAAGAUCAAUGUCUCAGUAUGGAGAAAUGUCCACUAUGUAUCUUGGGAGGAAGCCAGCGAUAAUCCUCAACACAAUCCAGGUCACGAAGGAAGCCCUGGUUCAGGAAGCUUUUUCUGGAAGACCGGAUCUGCCUCUUAUAGAAUGGAUAACAAACGGACUUGGUAUAAUAAUGGUCACGUUUGGCCACUCCUGGAGGCAGCAGAGGCGGUUUGCUCUGCACACACUCAGGAAUUUUGGCCUGGGGAAGAAAUCAGUAGAAGAUCGGGUGUUAGAGGAAAGCCGCUAUCUUAUUUCUGAAAUGCUUAAAGAAGAAGGCAGGCCAAUGAACCCCCAGCAUGCAUUACAGAAUGCAGUUUCCAACAUUAUCUGUUCCAUCGUGUUUGGAGAUCGCUUCGAUUAUGAUGACAAACGCUUCUCAUACCUUCUGAAAAUCCUGAAUGAAAACUUCAUGCUCGCAGGGUCAGCCGUGGGACAGUUUUUCAACUUAGCACCCUUCAUCAAGCAUUUCCCAGGGCCACACCAGAAGGUCAAACAGAACGCUAAUGAGUUAUUGGGUUUCAUCUGGGAUGAAGUUAAAGAACACAAAGAAACUCUGGAUCCAGACAGCCCGCGAGACUUCAUUGAUGCCUACCUGCUGGAGAUCGAGAAACAAAAGUCCAACGAGGACUCCACGUUUCAUGAGGAGAACCUGGUUAUGUCAACAGCUGACCUGUUCCUGGCUGGAACCGACACCACAUCGACCACCAUCAGAUGGGGGCUCAUCUACUUGAUUCAAAACCCAGAUGUACAAGAACGAUGUCAUGAGGAGAUUGUUCGGGUACUGGGUUACGACCGCUUGCCCAGCAUGGAUGACCGUGACAAACUACCGUACACGAACGCUACUGUUCACGAGAUUCAGCGCUGUGCCAACAUUGUACCAUUCGGCGUGAUUCAUGAAACGAUUCAGCCCACAAAACUACGAGGAUACGCCAUUCCCAAGGGAACUACAAUCUUAGCAAACUUUGCAGCAAUUUUCAGCAAUAAGGAGCACUGGAAGCAUCCCGACUCAUUUAACCCAGAGAAUUUCCUGAAUGAGAACGGACACUUCAGCAAGCCGGAGUGUUUCAUUGCAUUCUCAAUGGGUCCGAGGGUCUGUCUCGGUGAGACGCUGGCGAGGACGGAGCUCUUCCUGUACAUCACGUCUCUCCUACAGCAGAUUCAUUUCUCCUGGCCACCGGAUCCACAGCCCCUGGACAUGGAUGGGAUCAUGGGUAUUGUCCGCGUUCCUCAGACCUUCAACAUCAUCUGCCGCAGCAGAGAUACGAAAGAGUGACCGUCAGGAACCCCAAAUGUCAUCAUACAUACUGAAGAACACAAUAGGGACAAAGCCGCUGAGACACACAAGAGCAUGUAGGCUCAUCUAAAUCAUCAUAUCUAAUCAGUUAUUCUAUACAUGAACUCUUGUCAGGUGAUUCUGAUUUAUUCUGAUGAUUUCAUUAUAGGAAAAUAACUUAUUUCCAGUUUUUAUAACAUCUGUUUGACAUUGAUGCAUGGCAUGAAACAAAGUUUAUCCUUCUGUAUUGUGAGGCAAAUGAGUGAAACUGCUUCUCAAACAAGAACAAAUGUAGAUUUGAUUGACUUGAUUUUGUCCAUGGGGAAUUGAUUGGAUGGUUGUGGUUUGCUAUUGGUGGAUCUCAUGUGAGUGACAGAGGGCUGCAUACUCACUUGAAUAUUCCAUAAAAAACAAGAAUGAUCAAUUUUAGUUUCAUGGUGACUAAGAGUUUUGAACAUUUAUUUAAGCAUAGCUAAAAAAAAUGAAAGGAAAAUGUUUUGUUUGGGGAAGUCAUAUUGACAAUUUUUUAUUAUUUUAUCACAAAUACAUGUAUUUUAUUGAUGUGUCCACAUGUACAUGUAAUACACAUAGCUGUAUAUUAUUUGUAUAGUGAA